Messenger RNA from Puntigrus tetrazona (Sumatra barb), 1684 nucleotides. RefSeq names its product glycerophosphodiester phosphodiesterase domain containing 3b (gene gdpd3b). The record is from RefSeq and is a predicted model, not a curated record. Gene Ontology annotation, cellular component: endoplasmic reticulum membrane. The transcript has 10 exons. Bases 213 to 1172 code for a protein of 319 amino acids. Gene Ontology annotation, molecular function: phosphoric diester hydrolase activity; phosphatidylcholine lysophospholipase A1 activity. NCBI's taxonomy places the organism in Eukaryota, Metazoa, Chordata, Actinopteri, Cypriniformes, Cyprinidae. Gene Ontology annotation, biological process: glycerophospholipid catabolic process.
AUCUGAGAUCUGAUUCUUUAGUUCAUGAUUAAACCCGUCUUGUCUUCUUUGGGCCGGUCUGAAGUGUUCUGAUAUCAGUAUUACAGCAAACCACACGCCCAGACGAUCACAUGUUCUUUACACUGAACCAGCACCAUAAACCCUGCAGCGAUAAGACAUAUAAAGCGUAGCUGAGAACAAGCCAAAGAAACACUUCGGUUCUGAGGGUCAAGAUGGACGCACUGAGCGUGAUUCUUCUCUUCGGCUCGGCUCUCGGAGUUUAUGUGGUUUGUUCUCUUUAUUUUCUGCGCAAUCCAUUGAUUCUUCAUAAGAAGAAACGGCUGGAGUUCUACUGCAGACACGUCUCACACCGAGGAGGAUCUGGAGAGAAGAUAGAAAACACAAUGGAAGCGUUCACAAAUGCCGUGUCUGUGGGCACUGAGAUGCUGGAGAUGGACUGUCAUCUCACAUCAGACGGCUGUGUGGUGGUUUCACACGAUAACAACCUUCUGAGACAAACCGGAUACGACAAAACCGUGUCGUCUCUGAGGUUUCAGGACUUACCUCUCUAUGAAGAGCGACUCGAGGUCACGUUUUAUGUUGGACACUUCAGCACCGGGAAGGACAGAAAGUUUGUGUUACUGGAAGAUCUCUUCAAGAACUUUCCCAGCAUGCCAAUGAUGCUUGAGAUCAAAGAAAACAAUGACUUGCUCAUCAAAAAGGUCUCUAAUCUGGUGAAGGAGUAUCGCAGAGAGAGUAUUACAGUAUGGGCUUCUGAAGAGUCUGGAGUUAUGGAGAAAUGUAAUAAGCAGAACCCGUCCAUGCCCUACAUGUUCACCACGAGGCGAGGAAUACUGCUUCUGCUGCUCUUCUACACCGGACUUCUUCCUUUUGUUCCUCUGAGGGAAAGUCUGCUGCUCUUUUACCUGCCCAGCGUUAUCAACAGGACGUAUAUUCCAGAAGAAGCGAUCCUGAAGAACAGAUUUGUGGUGUCUCUGCUGCAGAAGUUGACCAUGAGGAAGUCGUUGUUUGAACACCUGAUCAAGAGAGGCUUGCAGGUGCAGCUGUUCGUGUGUAACGAGGAGAAGGAUAUGGAAGCAGCGUUCUCGGUCGGAGCGACGGGAGUUAUGACCGAUUACCCCACGCUCCUCACCAACUACAUCAGAAAACACCCACCUCCUGCUGUCUAUUAGCUCCGCUCCAAUAACACACACUACUAACUACACGUCAACUAACUAGUACACCGUCAGGUUAGGGUUAGUACUAAUACUCUAAUGACUGCUAGUUGACACGUAGUUAGCGGAGCUGAAUUAUAGUGUGUCGUGGAAUCAGAUCAAUUCUUUCAAGUAACUAAAGUAAUGCAUUACUAUUAAAUUUACAACAUAAUAAACAAAUAAAGUAAUAUCAGUUUCUUUGUUUCUCAGGCAUUGAUGGACAGCUCUUGGGUUGCCAUGUUGAGAGAAAUCAGUCAUUUAUAGCUCUUUCGGUGUGAAACACCUUUUACAGCUGCCAAAAAUAUACUUUUUGUUUUUUUGUUAGUAAAAACUAACAAGUAACCCCAGCUCAGGUGACCUGACGUGAUACGAAAUUUACACUAUUAUUUUUUUCAUGGAGCAGCACAAUACUGUAAUGCAUUAUUCUUUAACAGUGGUUAUAGUUAAUAGAAUAUCUGAAGUGAACUACUAAAAAAACAUGUUACAGACAA